Molecule: messenger RNA, 1314 nt
Organism: Cladocopium goreaui
Lineage: Eukaryota; Dinophyceae; Suessiales; Symbiodiniaceae
Source: the annotation of a GenBank genome assembly
AUGGCAGACAGCAGAUGCGAGGCCAUUGAAAAGGCCAUGGCGGAAGGAGGAGCGGCAACGGCAAUGGAGAAAGACGAUGGCGCCACGGCCACAGUAGCUCCUCCCCCUGUCCAAUCGCUUCGUUUUCUGAGGACCUUUGGCACCGAGAAUGAGGCGAAGCCGGGCUCGGUGCCGGACGCGACAACAGAGUCUGCUGUACCGGGGCAGGUUCUUCCAUCUGCAGAGCCACAGGUGGAUCCACCGGGCGAAGUGCAAAGCCAGGGCCAAGGGCCGCCACCCCAGAAAGCCGCACCCACUCCGCCAGCUGAGAAAGACCUGCACUGGCGGCAUCAGCAGCAUUUAGCAUACCUGAAGAGUCUUGGUAGUGAAGCCUACCGUAUGGCCGUGGAUGACACCGAAGGGCUUUCGCCACCCGUGAAGGAAAGUGAGGUCGAUGAUACCACCUGCACUCCCAGUCAACGAGGUCCAGAGCUGUUGCAGUGCUUGAGCGUCGAUGUAAAGCAUCUGUUUGAGGACACAUAUAACUACACUUGGGAAACUUCAAUGGUGGAAAAGCACUUGGAUGAGGCGAUGGCGGUGGUGUCUCCGACACAAGAAGAGAAGCAGUUGGCAAGCCCACGGCCACUGACCACUCCUGGCAGAGGUGUGAGGGAAGUGCUCAAAACGACUCCCAGUAGUGUGGAGAAUUGGUCACAGGAAGAAGACCGCGAGAUUUGGGACAAACUGAAGGCACAAUUGCAGAGUUUGGAGGAUUCUGUGGGUGAACUGACAAGGAAGACCAUGCCCAAACAGCGCCGGACCUUGGAGACCCCCCAUCCAUGGCCAAAGGAUGCUGGGAUGGCGGGUUUCUUUCAGGGCUUCCGGAGGUCCAUUCCCGUGGGGCCUCCUGGCGGUCCCGGGCUGGCGCCCAUGCGCCAUGUGUCACGGGAGACCUUGAGUGAGCCGGGCUCCUCUUCGGAUGUCUCCUCUUCCAAGGGCCACAGUUCCAUGGCUUCAGUACCGCAACGUGCUGAGCAAGGAUCAAUGGAACCAGAGGCGAUGCGGGAUGCCAGAUGCGUGCAGAUGAGUUGCCGGAGCAGGAGCAGUAACAGCUUGGCUUCGGCUGGGCAAUUGCCCACGCCCUGCAGUGCCAAAAUCAUGGGGCCAAUGGAGGUGCUACGCACCCCAUCGACGGGAGCUCGAACUCCAGCCAUUUCACCAGGGAGAUCCCUGGUGUACCGGCAAAUUUCCUCGCCGGUGGCUCUACUCACUCCGCGGAUUCCGGGCGAAGUGAGGACCAUUAUGGGUCCUGCUGGUCCAGCCUACCCACAAUGA